Neogale vison (American mink) is the source of this 1893-nucleotide messenger RNA. It is a transcript of the gene UBXN6, whose product is annotated as UBX domain protein 6. NCBI's taxonomy places the organism in Eukaryota, Metazoa, Chordata, Mammalia, Carnivora, Mustelidae. The coding region runs from base 289 to 1458 and encodes 389 amino acids. Gene Ontology annotation, cellular component: cytoplasm. Gene Ontology annotation, molecular function: protein binding. The transcript is spliced from 10 exons. The record is from RefSeq and is a predicted model, not a curated record.
UGCAGAGUUGGGGGGUCACUGGAGAAACCGUAGGAGAGUGUGUGGGCUGUAAAGGGGCCCCAGAGGGGCAUCACGUAGGGAAUCUAGGUGUUCGGAGAUUGCACACAGAGCCUGAAGAUGCGAGAACAGCUGAGGUCGUAAAGAGUGGGGAGGCGUAGCUUCCAUGUCGGUAGGGAUCUGGGCCCCGGUUCUGGAGCGUGAGGGAGGAUCGGGGAGAGGGCCCCCAAAGAAAAACCCACCCAGCCAGCACUGCGGCAAGCCCGCCAGGGACCCACGGAUGAGGCCCAGAUGGCGGCCGCGGCAGCCCUGGCCCGGCUUGAACAGAAGCAGCCCAGGGCCCGGGGCCCCACGUCGCAGGAGUCCAUCCGCAACCAGGUGAGAAAGGAACUUCGAGCUGAAGCGACUGUCGGCGGGAGCACCGAGGCCCCCGGGAGCAACACGGUCCCCGAGGCCAAAGAGGAGGGCUCAGCCCAUCUGGCAGUGCCCGGCGUGUGCUUCACAUGCCCGCUCACCGGGGCCACGCUCCGGAAGGACCAGCGGGAUGCCCACAUCAAGGAGGCCAUUCUCUCGCACUUCUCCACGGACCCCGUGGCCGCCUCCAUCAUGAAGAUCCACACGUUCAACAAAGACCGGGACCGGGUGAAGCUGGGUGUGGACACCAUUGCCAAGUACCUGGACAACAUCUGCCUGCACCCCGAGGAGGAGAAGUACAGGAAGAUCAAGCUGCAGAACCGAGUGUUCCAGGAGCGCAUUAACUGCCUGGAAGGGACCCAUGAGUUUUUUGAGGCCAUUGGUUUCCAGAAGGCACUGCUUCCAGUUCCUGAUCAGGAGGGCCCCGAGGAGUUCUACGUGCUGAGUGAGGGCGUCCUGGCCCAGCCCCAGAGCCUGCAGAGGCACAAGGAGCAGCUUCUGGUCGCUGAGCCCGUGCGGGCUACCCUGGCCCGCCAGCGCCGGCUCUUCCGGCCCUCGCCCAUGGCUUCCCAGUUCGAGCUGCCCGGGGACUUCUUCAACCUCACGGCGGAGGAGAUCAAGCGGGAGCAGAGGCUCAGGUCCGAGGCGGUGGAGCGGCUGAGCGUGCUGCGGACCAAGGCCAUGCGGGAGCGGGAGGAGCAGCGCGAGCUGCGCAAGUACAGCUACACGCUGCUGCGCGUGCGCCUCCCCGACGGCUGCCUGCUGCAGGGGACCUUCUACGCCCGGGAGCGUGUGGCCGCGCUGUACGCGUUCGUGCGGGAGGCCUUGCAGAACGAUUGGCUGCCUUUCGACCUGCUGGCCUCGGGCGGGCAGAGGUUGUCGGAGGACGAGAGCCUGGCCUUCAACGAGUGCGGGCUGGUGCCCUCGGCCCUCCUGACCUUCUCGUGGGACGCAGCCGUGCUCGAAGACAUCAAGGCCGCAGGGGCCAAUCCGGACUCAUCUAUUCUGAAACCUGAGCUCCUGGCAGCCAUCGAGAAGCUCUCGUGAAAUAAAAGCAGGGUUGGCUUCAGCCUACGUGGGUUGUCUCAUACUCUCCUGCUUCCUCCACCACUAGCCCCCCUCCCCCCAGUCUCCCUCCUCCCAGGGUCCCCCACUCCCCCCGAAGUGCCUGCCCUGACCCAGAGAGCUCUGCAGGCACAGGGAGGAGCGCUGGUGGGCUGUGACCCACCCAGGGUGGCCUGGGACAGCCACCCGGAGAGGGCUCUUGGGAGGCAGCCGCUGUACCUGUUCACAGGGCCCCUGGGCAGGAGAGUAGGCCUGCGGCACGGGCCCAGUCCCCAUGUGCUGUGCCCAGAUGGCCACGGCUGGCCCUGAUACUGAGCCACAGGGUUGCUGGGGACAGUGGCAGAGAGAUGCAGGGCCUGCCAGGACACGGUUCUGUGGUUGCUGAAUUAUGAACCCGAAUAAAUGACAUCACACUUG